AUGGAAUCGGUGGCCUCGGCCACCUGUUGCAGUUGCUUGGCGAAUUCCUCACCUACAAAGUUCAAGGACGCGCCACUGUCGACCAGAGUGAUGGCCAAACGAUCCUCUAUUCGAGCUCGGAAACGGAGAGUCCCCGGGGAGGCCCAGCCCGCCAUCGAGUGCAGCGAGAGGCAGGGUUGGGGGGCGCUUGGCGCGACUGGGGAGGUCGCGGCAGUCGCCGCGGGGCGGGGCGCCGGGGGCGCGACGGCGGCGCUCGGCGGGGAGCAGGCCGGCGACGCAGGGGAAACGGCGGCGCGCGGCGCUGGGGAGGCCGGCGGGGGCAGGCGCGCGGCGGCGGGGGUCGCUGGGACGGUGCGCGCGGCCUCCGUGCCGAAGCCCCAAAUCCCUUUAUUCGAGAGGCCACCAAUUCAUGCCGCAACUUCGCUCCAGCUCCAGAAAUGGCAUGAAUGGGCCAAAACUCUCGCGUCCUCAGUUGGGUCGUCGUUUGUCGAAGCGGACAAUGGCCCUGAUUCAACCCUCCUGUGUAGAGAGCUGAACUGGCUUUUAGAGGACGCAAUUGAACAUCCCUCCUCGUUCCGACAAGCAAGCAAGGAAGGUGUUUGUGAAAAUGUCAAGCUGAGGGCCAGUCUGGAUGAUCUUUACAACUUGUGGAAAGACCGGAUCGAGAAAAGGAGGCCUUUGCAGUAUCUUGUUGGGUGUGAGCACUGGAGAGAUUUGGUGCUGAGUGUUCAGGAAGGGGUUUUGAUUCCGAGGCCAGAGACUGAACUAAUUGUGGACUUGGUGGAGGAAUUGGUGUCUAGAACGGAUGAUUUGCGAAAUGGGACGUGGGCAGAUUUGGGGACUGGCAGUGGCGCUCUUGCCAUUGGAAUUGGGAAGGUUUUGGGGAGUUCUGGCCGUGUCAUUGCCACGGAUGUAAGUCCGCUUGCAGUUUCUGUGGCCAACUUUAACGUGCAGAGGUAUAGCCUCCAGGACGUGAUUGAGGUGAGACAGGGUUCUUGGUUUGAGCCGUUGGGGAAUUUAGAAGGAAAACUUUCAGGUCUUGUAUGGGAAAUGCCAUUUUCUGACACAGCUCUACCUGAUCUUCAAGAUUCACCAACUGGGUUCAGCAAAUUAUUUGACAGACGACUGACUAACAUGAAUGAUAGACUAGAUAGACUGAUGGGCGGUGUUGCAGUCACAGUUUUCUCUUUCUGUUUCUUCGCACUGCUAAUUGAACAUGGCUACACCCAUCCAUUGUGUACUGAUUCAAGAGCACCAUUUACCACAAAACCCUCUCUUGGCUUCUGUCAGUACAAUGGAAGUGUGUGCUGUAACUCCACUCAAGACCUUCAGUUGCAGAACCAGUUCAAGGCAAUGAAUGUGCCGGCUGCUCCACGUUGUGCCUCCAUCAUCAAAUCCAUACUUUGCUCAAGAUGUGAUCCUUUUUCAGCAGAGUUAUACGGGACUGGAUCUGUACCUCGGUUGGUACCCAAUCUGUGCAAUGACUAUUGCUCUGAAGUUUGGAAUCAAUGUCACAAUGUCUCAGUAUCAAACUCUGUAUUUACUUUGAGAGGUGGAGCUGGUUCAGCCUCGGGGAAGUCCUUUACCAAGUUGACUGAUUUCUGGGAUUCAGAGACUGGUUUCUGCAGUGCAUUUGGAGGGGUUAACACAACAUGUUUCGGAGGAGGGCCAGUCUUAAAGCACAAUAAUAUACCAGGAACACCACCUUCUAGCGGAGUCUGCCUGGAGAAAAUUGGCAAUGGCUCAUACCUCGACAUGACUGCAUUGCCAGAUGGGUCAAAUCGGGUUCUUCUGGCAAGCCAGUCCGGCAAGAUUUGGCUGGCGACUCUGCCAGAAGAAGGGUCUGGGAAAGUGAUGGUGCUCGAUGAAUCGAAUCCGUUUCUCGACCUGACUGAUCAGGUACAUUUCGACAGCGAGUUUGGGCUAAUGGGGAUAGCCUUCCAUCCUAAGUUUGAACAGAAUGGCCGAUUAUUUGCUUCAUAUAACUGUGAUAAGGUGACAUCACCCACAUGCUCAGGGAGAUGCUCGUGUAACUCAGAUUUCGGCUGUGAUCCUUCACUGCUUCCUUCAAAAGAUGGAGGACAGCCUUGUCAAUUCCAUAGCGUUGUAGCUGAGUACAGUGCCAACGGUACUGCAUUGCAACCUCCGAGCACGUGGAUGAGGUUACUUCCACAGGAAGUAAGGAGAAUAUUGACAAUGGGGCUUCCUUACAGUGCACAUCAUGGUGGUCAAAUACUGUUUGGACCUGAAGAUGGGUAUUUGUACUUUAUGAUGGGGGAUGGUGGAAGCAAAGGCGAUCCUCAAAAUUUCUCACAAGAGAAGCAGUCUUUACUUGGGAAGAUCUUGAGAAUUGAUGUUGACAAUGUAGCAAGUGCAAAAGCAAUAAACGACUUGGGUUUAUGGGGGAAUUACUCCAUCCCUAGAGAUAACCCAUUUACAGAAAAUAAGGAUUUCAAACCUGAAAUCUGGGCAAUGGGGUUUCGAAAUCCUUGGGGAUGUAGCUUUGAUGCAACUAGACCUUCGUAUUUCCUCUGUGCCGAUGUUGGCGAGGAAAUGUUUGAAGAGGUGAACCUUGUGAGCAAGGGCGGAAACUAUGGAUGGAGGGUUUAUGAAGGGCCUUCCGUUUACAACGACACAAAUUCAAAGGUGACGGCGAAUUCAUCUACCAUGAAAAGCUCCAUGAACCCAAUCUUUCCUGUGAUGGGGUACAAUCACUAUGAGAUCAAUAAAGUUAAAACGGGAUCUGCUUCCAUCACUGGUGGCUAUUUCUACCGCUCAACUACUGAUCCAUGUAUGUAUGGAAGGUACCUUUAUGCUGAUUUGUACGGUGGAAACGUGUGGGCAGGGACGGAGAACCCAGACGACAGUGGACACUUCAGCACCAACCUUCUCGAGGUAAAAUGCGCACACGACUCUCCUGUUGCAUGUUCGUCCGAUGCAGGGACUAGUGCGCUGCCUUCGCUUGGUUACAUAUUCAGCUUCGGAGAGGACAAUAGGAAAGACGUCUUCAUCUUGGCCAGCAAUGGUGUGUACAGAAUCGCCCAUCCCAGUCGCUGCAACUUCGUCUGCCCAAAAGAAAAUGCCACUCUUCGUGCCGCGCCCUCUUCUCCUAUUCCUCGCUCUUCUGCUUCUGGACAAGGUCUCAGGUCCUCCAUUAUCAUGCAGUUAGUCCUCUUUCUCUUGAUCACAAUCAGGGUGUCAUCUUUGUAA
Molecule: messenger RNA, 3210 nt
Organism: Linum tenue
Lineage: Eukaryota; Viridiplantae; Streptophyta; Magnoliopsida; Malpighiales; Linaceae
Source: the annotation of a GenBank genome assembly